AUGAAAGGCGCUUUCGAAAUCCUGCUGUUCUCCGCGAGCACCUUCGCCCAGACAUUACCCACGCUCCCCAAACCCGAGACACAGUCUGUGUCAUUCAACUCAUCGUUCAAGUUUAACGACGAACAGAUAAAGCUUGGUCAACUCUGGCCUGACCUCGCCGAGAAUUUGGAAACCGUCUUGAACUAUGACCGCUCACAGCUCGCGAACGGUGGGCCGAGCCAGGACGACUUCUACAGAAUCGACCAUGUUGCUCCCAAUGCUCCUGGUCAGGUACUCAAAGUCAAGCACGCCACCGAUCCUGGAGCUUGGAAUAUUCCCGCCACGACAGCGCUCUCGCGGUUCAUCUACACCUCGACCACCGCAAAUGGAACUUUGAUUCCUGUCUCUGCGUAUGUCUUAUGGCCUUGGACGGCGAAACAAUUUGGUAAAAAGUCAAAUGGCAAGGCUCCCGUAGUCUUGUGGUCGCACGGAACGUCCGGCUUCUACGCAGAUGGCUCCCCUUCCGCACAUAGAUCCCUCUUCUACGGCAACAUCAUGCCCUUCACGCUUGCCCAGGCAGGCUACGUCGUCAUCGCUGCGGACUACGCUGGUCUCGGGGUCCAAACAUCUUGGGAUGGGAGUCACGUUCGGGCUCAGUACCAGAAUCGUGUUUCUCAGGCCUUCGACAGCUUGAACGCUCUUCGCGCCGCCCGAGAGAUUUUCCCCGACAAGAUCACGAAGGACUAUGUCAAUGUCGGGCACAGCCAAGGUGGUGCUGCUGCUUGGGGUGUCUCAGAGGUACUGGCUGAGAACUCCCACAACAAGUUCGAUGACUUGGAGCGUGACUAUCUAGGCUCCAUCAUCUUCGCGCCUGGUAUCGAUUCGCUGAUUGCCGCCCCUGAGGUCUUUGCCUCUUGGAUUGGAAAAGACCUGCACCUAAUGUACCCCGACUUCAACCUAUCCGACUGGCUAUCGCCACUGGGAAUUGACCGCACAGAGCUGUUGACCCAGAUCCAGGGCGGUCAGUACGUCUCAGAACUUCUGUUCCUGGCAAACGCAACCGAAGUACUGAAUCCUGCUUGGAACGAGUCGUGGUAUGCUUCUGCAUACACGCAAUUCAGUAACCCUGGCAACCGCCGGUACAAGGCUCCCAUGAUCUUAUUCCAGGGAACUGAGGAUCAGGGUGGCAGGCCGUACAAGAACGCUUUAUCGACUUUCGACUCAACUUGCAAGGACCAUUACAGCGGAGCUUUCGAGUUCGUCUCUCUCCCAGGCGUGGCUCACUUCCCGAGUAUGGACUCGACAAGGCAGCAGUGGCUUCAGUGGAUCGAGGACCGUUUCAACAACAAGCCGGUCGGAUCCCGGGCGUGCAGUAAAUCGACCAUCAACAGCUUCUUGCCAGUCGAUAACUACCAAAAGUUCACCACGUCCUUUCCACAGUGGGCAGGAGCGGCGAACCAAUUCUUCGAGUUGGUUGCAGGAGGCUUUUGA
Molecule: messenger RNA, 1470 nt
Organism: Zasmidium cellare ATCC 36951
Lineage: Eukaryota; Fungi; Ascomycota; Dothideomycetes; Mycosphaerellales; Mycosphaerellaceae
Exons: 1
Coding region: 1-1470 (489 amino acids)
Biological process (GO): lipid catabolic process
Molecular function (GO): triacylglycerol lipase activity
Source: RefSeq, a predicted model, not a curated record